UACUACUUCAGCGCUGGGCUGUUUUAUGAUUUUUAAAUGUCAUAAUAUUGUGUAGUUCCGGGUUUUGAUCGUAUUUGAAGUAGUUGCGAGAAUUUAUUUCCAAGAAAAUUGAGUAAAUUGUGCAACGCGAAAUGGAACGGAUUGUGCGACCGGCUGCAGGCUUGACAGCUUUAUAUUAUUUACGCGAUUUUCUCAUCAGAGGAAAGUCACGGCGUUGGUGGGUUCGACCUUCUAACCAGUAUCGCUCCACUGAAGGAUAUUUUGAAACCGAUUACGAUCGAAUGCGGCAAAGAGAUCCGGAUUACUUCCAGGAUUCGAUACGUAUGAGCCCUUCCACUUUCGACCUACUGUUGAGGAAAGUUCGAUCUCGGCUGGAGAAAUUCUCAUUUCGAAGGCCUAUUUCUCCAGCAUGUAGAUUGUUUCUCACUCUAAUGUAUCUUGCUCAUGGUACCCCAGUCGCUAUAAUGGCCAGAAUGUUCAAGAUGGGUGAAUCAACGAUUCGUAAUAUCACGAUGGAGGUGAGCGACGUCCUUUGGGAAGUUCUCGUUCGUGAUUACCUACCUGUGCCGCUUGAAGAAGACUUCAGAAGGUAUGCCGAAGAGUUCAAAGAGAAGUGGAAGUUUCCAAAUUGCUGCGGUGCAAUUGACGGGAAGCACGUCGCCAUCCAAUGCCCACCGAAUGCCGGGUCCACUUUCUACAACUAUAAAGGAUAUCACUCGAUCGUUCUCAUGGGAUUAUGUAACGCGAACUAUGAAUUUUUGAUGGUGGAUAUUGGCGCUUUCGGUGGCAACAGUGAUGGAGGUAUUUUCUCCAAUUGCAUUUUUGGACAACUUUUGCUGCAAAAUCAAGUGGGUUUGCCUGAACCUUGUGCCCUUCCCAAUACCGAAGUUAUGUUUCCUCAUUUUAUUGUGGGCGACUCUGCGUUCCCGUGAAAAACAAUUUGAUGAGACCAUACCCAGGUACGAAUCUUCCACCGAGAAAGGAAAACUUUAAUACUCGGCUCAGCAUUGCAAGGAGAACCAUCGAAAACACAUUCGGUAUCCUAGUUUCAAGAUGGAGAAUUAUGAAUAAAACAAUGGAUCUGCAGCCAGAAAAUGCAAUGAAAGUUGUCAAGGCAUCGAUAAUUCUCCAUAAUUUUUUGAAAAAAUUGAAUUCUGAGGUAUAUUGUCCGGAAAGGUACGUUGAUCAGGUAGAUGGUUCGGGCAACAUAAUCAUCGAAGGGGAAUGGCGAGCUAAUAUCGAGCCAUUACUGAGUGUGAGCGCAGGCGAAGUUCAACGGGGAAAUAACGCAAGAAA
Armigeres subalbatus is the source of this 1296-nucleotide messenger RNA. RefSeq lists its product as uncharacterized. Lineage: Eukaryota; Metazoa; Arthropoda; Insecta; Diptera; Culicidae. The record is from RefSeq and is a predicted model, not a curated record. The transcript has 2 exons. Bases 132 to 932 code for a protein of 266 amino acids.